UAAAUAUUUUUUAUUUUUGAGCGGUGCGAGGGUGACGUGUGUUCGAAGAUAAUAUACAUGUGUACUAAUCGGAUCAAUUCAUUUAAACGAAAGAAAUUGUUUUAUUUACGACUUUCAGAACAAAGAAAAAAGUAAAGAGCGUUUGUGGCAGGCGAGGUUACGCCGCUGCUAUCCUACCUGGCAACGAGAAACACUAUUUUCUGAUUGGCUGAUAGGUGGCUGAUAUUUUCUGAUUGGCUGAUCGGUUGUUCAUUCAGGCAGAGCAGUCUGUCAUCUGUUCACAGAAGAUUACUAAUCUUUCUAAUGCACAGUUUAUGUUACUAAUGCAGCGAGUUUUAUCGCCUCUGUGUGUGAGAAAUGUCAUGAGUGGCGAGGGAGCGUGUGAACUUAUUGAAAUGAGAAUUGAGAGACCUGCUUUAGCAUGCUAAUCACUGUUAGCGAACACAUGGACAUGAGACUCGCUUCAGCACCAACACUAAUUUUAACAUGAACGUCGUAUUUCAUUCCCGUCAACUAUUAUUCAGAGACGAGACGGUGGAAUUUUAACAUUUAACAAGACAAUAGUGUAAUAACACGGUGACUGUUGCUAGAAGGUAUUCCUCCGCCGCGCUGGAAUGUAGUGCCGUAGAUACAGAGCGGUUGCGGAGGGAUAUGAGAAGGCAGCGGCUCAGACGUGUGCUCGGUGCAAGCUGCUAGCAGCUCAUGUCUGUAAAAGAACACAGAUUCAGAGAAUAUUACGAAAAACAUGUCGUUUAAAAACAGAAUUUUGGCGGAAUAAAUAUUUAGUUAACACAUUAAAGGUCCAGAUAAGGAGCUGACGAUGACGAUGAUGGAGGUGGAGACUGAAACCAGAGGAGGAGGUUCUGACCCGAUGAAGGAUUGUGUGGAGGAUGAGGAGGAAACGUGGUCUCCGUCAUCAGAGAGACACGAGGGGGAAGGUGUGGGUCCAGGUGUGGGUCCAGGUUGCCGUCAGUCUGAUGGCGGAGGAAGUGGACUCUCGUCCAGUCAGGAUCCUCCCCAUCCCGGCCCCUCCAGCCCAGAGCUGCAGCCCCCCCCCAGCCCGUAGCUCAGUGAAGUCAGCAGGUGCUGCUCUGGGCUUCAUGGUCAAUGGCCGGCCGGUCCCCGCCCCUCCUGGAGGGGGCGCUGUGGAGCUGAAGCUGUGCUCUCAUCCAGGAGGUUCAGCCAGUGGCUUCACCACGGUCCAGAUCCCCGUCACCCUGACCCUCCACAGUCCUGCAGGAACCCAGCCCCCCCCCCCACCUCAUGGGGACCCAGAGCCCACCCCCAUCAUCACAGGUGUGGUCUCAGGUGAAGCAGCUCAGAAGGUUCUCAGCGACCACAAUGUGAAGUUCAGAUCCAGCGCCCCAGCCCCACAGAGGACCAGACCCCCCCCCAGCGGAGGACGGGGGACGCCCCUCAAGCUGCUCCGCAAAGGUGAACUCGGCCCCGUCUGCCCCCCCAACUGUGUCGCAUGCAGGUCUCAGUUCAAACUCAUCACGGAGCUACGAGGGUUCAUGUGUAUGUGCAGCCCUGCCCUCGCUGACAGUCUGAAGAACCUGAGGAGGAGGAGAACCAGACCCGUGAGGAGCAGAGACAGGAGGCGGACUAGCAGAGACUCUCAGAGUAAAUCCUCCAGGAGUCGACCAGGACUCUGUGCUAUUAAAAGCGCUUCGCCCGUUCAGAGGAGUCUCUCGGACCAGUUCUCCAGCCCCGCCCCCCCCGCCCCCCCCUCCCCUGCCUGUAGCCCACGGCAGCAGGACCAGUCCGGACCUCCUCCCGACCAGCCUCAGUCCGGACCUCCUCCCGACCAGCCUCAGUCCGGACCUCCUCCCGACCAGCCUCAGGGGAAACUGGUGAUACUGGUGGAGGACUUCUACUACGGUUCUGCUCCGGGAACCAUGAGAACCGGUCUGCAGGAGGGGAAGCACAGCGGCCCGUACCAGUGCAUCCACUGCCCCAAGAGGCUGCGCAACAACAUCAAGUUGAUGAAUCACAUGCAGCACCAUGUGUCCGUGAUGUCUCUGCAGGACGGAGGGACGGAGGGGGCGUCCUCCUGUCCUCACUGUUUCCGUCGCUUCCCGUCUCCGCUCCAGCUGCAGUGCCACCUACAGGUGGUCCACAGUCAGCGCGAGUCCACAGUGACCUGUAGGAUCUGUGAAGUGGCCUUCGACUCUGAGCCGACCUUCCUCUGGCACAUGAAGACCACCCACAAACCCGGAGAGAUGCCCUACGCCUGCCAGGUGUGUGACUUCAGGUCGUCCUUCUACUCAGACGUCUGGUCUCACUUCCACAAUGUUCAUGCCGACACCCGACACCUGCUGUGUCAGUACUGCUUCAGAGUACUGCGCAGUUACACCUGCUACCAGCAGCACUUCGCCCGCCACCAGAGGAAACACGUUCUCAGCUGUGACAAGUGUCGUCUUCACUUCCUGUACGUGAAAGAACGAGCUGAACACCGAGCGCUGCAUCACAGGACGCAUGUCAGCCCCCCCCAGCUCCGUGGCCUCAAGCCUGGCACCAAGGUGACUGUCAGGACGUACUCGGUGGUUCCGGGGUCGGAAGGUGAAGCUAGUCUGAAGACCAGCGCCCCCUGCAAGGUGGUGGAUGUUGCCCCCCCUCCCGUCAGACAGGCUCCUAAGAGGAAGCCGGUGGAGAGUCUGGGGACGCUGCUGUCCAGCCUCUCACCUGACAGGGUCUGUCUACCCCCUCAGAGAUGUCUCGAGUGUCUCAACCCCUUCGAUGACUUCAGCGCUCACUUCCCGUCUCUGGUCCACUGUUCGCUCUGCAGGUUCCUGACCUGCUGCUCCACCUCCUACGCCAACCACAUGAUCAAUAAUCACGCCACCUGCAGGAGAAACCCCCAGUACCAGACCAUGUUCCAGAACCAGCCCAGGGCGGCCCAGACGUUGAGGUGUGCGUCCUGUCCACUGUCCACCUGUAGAGGAGACGUGAUGGCCAAUCACCUGAUGGAGAGACCAGGACACACCUGCCUGACCGAGAGGAACCAGGCCCAGGAACCUGACAUCAAACCCGAGGGCUCUUAUUGUGAAAGGCAGAGGUUUGAGAGUUCCUCCUCUUCCUGUGGCCACACUAACUGCUCUUACAUCACUUCCUGUUCAAUGAUCAGAUGUUUUCCUCUCAGUGUGGCAUCGAGGGGCGGAGCCUUCAUCCCCAUCCACCUCGUCCCCUCCCAUCACUCCUCCUCCCAGCUGUCAGUCAAAGCCCUCACCUCCCCCUCCCCCCUCCCCUGCCCCCCCGCCAUGACCAUCAAGUUCCUGGGGCCCCGCCCACAACCUGGACAGCCUCGGCCCCGCCCCCUGUCCAUCCCCCAGCUGUCUGUUGUCCUGUCCUCUCUGUGUCAUGGCGUCUUUCAGGCGUCCCAGCGUCUGCUGGUGUCCCCGGGGACGAUCCUGUCCUGGACGGAGCAGCACCAGCUGGGCCUGGUCCAGCUCAGGUGGUGGUGGAGGACGGACAAGAUGGCGGAGUGGGUGCUGAGCCGCAGGGAGCAGCAGCUGAGCCUGGACGAGGACAUCCUGCUGAGGACGUCGAGGGCUGUCCUGGGAGAGGACGUCCCCCUGGUGGACUGCUACAGCUGGGCCGUGGACUUCCUCCUGAGACACGAGCUCGGUCUGAACCAGACCCAGAUCCACCGCCGGCUUCCCCGUAGCAUCCAGGACAGCAGCCGGUCCUUCAUCCAGACCCUCUGUCCACAGCUCCAGGGUCGAGGUCUUCCUCCGGGCUGUCUGGGCUGCAUGGACGAGUUUCCCGUCUUCGUGGACCCGACCCUGUUCUCCCACCAGGACCUGUUGUCCUUCCAGAUGUUUGGUUCCCCGGAGGACCGUCCCCUGUUUGACGUCGUCCUCACGGCUCUGUCUGACGGCACCUUCCUGCCCCCCCUGCUGUUCUUCAGAGGAACUGCAGAUGUCCCCGAGGGUUUCCCUGACAACGUGCUGCUGGAGGCUCGGGGGGACGGCUUCACAGACCAGGACCGGCUGCACAUCUGGAUUCACAAGGUGUGGCGCCCCCAUGUGUCCUCUCAGCGUAGCAGUGAGUCUUUGCUGUUGGUGGACGUCCAUCGAGGUCACCUGGACGACCAGUUUAAGGACCAGUUGUCCUCCGUCUCCACAGACGUCGUCUUUAUCCCGUCAGGAUGUUGCUGUCGUCUGCAGCCGUUCAACGUCUGUGUCACGCUGGUCCUCAGAAACGUCCUGCAGGCCCGCUGGUCUCAGCUGGUGUCCCAGGGGGGUCUGGAUGGUCUGGGUCUGGACCAGCUGGCCCUGACUCUGGCCUGCUGGCUCAGUGAAGUCUCUUCCACCCUCAAUUCAGACCCUGGGGUCCUCCGGAGGUCGUUCAGCUCAGCCUUGAACCUGCAGCAAGACGGAGACGAGGCAGCGAGGAUGAUCAGAGACCUGACCAAGACCCUGAUCCAGCCUCCUGAGACCAGAGGAGGAGGAGGAGGAGGAGGAGGAGGGGGAGGAGAACCAACUGGACCCACCAGGACCCACCAGGACCCACCAGGACCCACUGGACCCACCAGGACCCACCAGGACCCACCGGACCCACCAGGACCCACCAGGACCCACCGGAGCCCUGACCCUGCUCUGGACUCAGUGGACACUUCAUCAGAGACACCAGGGGACAGAGUCCACGAAGCUUCUGGUGUCCAGCUUUAG
Molecule: messenger RNA, 4673 nt
Organism: Mugil cephalus (flathead mullet)
Lineage: Eukaryota; Metazoa; Chordata; Actinopteri; Mugiliformes; Mugilidae
Gene: pogza
Product: pogo transposable element derived with ZNF domain a
Biological process (GO): regulation of transcription by RNA polymerase II
Molecular function (GO): RNA polymerase II cis-regulatory region sequence-specific DNA binding; DNA-binding transcription factor activity
Source: RefSeq, a predicted model, not a curated record